CGCGACAAAGUCAGAGAUGGCGGGUGGCUGAAGGCAAACGGACGACGUUAGGACUUCAUCAAGCCGUGGGUGAGCGCGAGGCCCUUCGAGACCGGCUUUGGCUUAGCCGGCGCUCUUGGGGGCGUCGAUCCUCGGAGCUUCAACAGCUUCACAGCUUACGGGUAGGUGAACUUAUCAUUACUUGCCAACUCAACUCAACCAACUAGCUGCACACACAGCCAGGAAAGCGAACCACAACCGUCACAGAGUGAACUGCAAUCGCUUCUCUAUCUGAGAUCCGACUCUACAGGUCUCUCUCUCUCUCUCUCUCUCUCUGCCCUUCACAAUGACUCCGCGUAAAGCCCGCGAACGUCGUCCCAAUCAGCACAAUAACCACAGCCACCACCACCCCCUCCAGCAGUCUGCCACCAUCCAGGCUUCUGACUAUGAAUCUGACAACGCCUAUUACUGCUCCGAUAACCAGCAACAACAAGUGCAGCCCAUGUCGCUGCCUCCCACGCGCUCCAAUGAGGAGCUCAACCUGUCUGUCCUCCGCCGGCACGACCCCGCCAUCAGCUCGAUUCUUUCCCUCGCGCCCUACGCGGUCGUCUACAUCUUCAGCCCGUCCACACGACAGUGGGAGAAGAGCGGAAUCGAAGGCAGCAUGUUCGUCUGCCAGUUGACUCAGGGCGAUAUCGGCGAGGAACGCUACAGCGUCUUCGUGCUGAACCGACGAGGACUGAACAAUUUCGACGUCGACCUCACAGACGGCGAGAACGUCGAAAUCACAGACGAAUACGUCAUUUUGAAAACCGACGAGACAGAUGAGAAUGGUGGCGGCGGGAAUGAAUCCCGUAUCUACGGUCUCUGGAUCUACUCUGAACCGCCGCCCAACUCGACCGCGGAGACGCGGACAUUGAACGCUCAGGUCAUUAAAGAAUGUGCUGUCCACGCGGGGCAGAGUUUGAAGCUCGCACACGAGCGACUCGAGAUCGAGCGGCAAAACGAUAUUCAUGCCGUUGCUGAGCAAGAGGGCGUAUAUUCGAGCGUCCCUAUGGACCGACAGGUGUCACUCAAGGAUCUCUUUGGCCAGCAGAGAGCUCAGGAUGACGGCUGGACUGUUAGGAUGCAUAGUCCAGGACAUGCAGAACCGCCGCAGGGACAGUUCUGGCCGCAACAAAUGCAGGUGCCGAUGCAGCCAGCACCGACGGGGGAUGUACUCGGGGAUUUGUUCCGAAGAGCUGGAGUGGCGUAUCAGACGGGGCAGCGGACAUCAUAGCUUCACAUCAUAUCUCCCGCAUGCUUUAGUCUUGGCUUCAUCUUUUUUUGUCUUAUCCCUUUUUCAUAUAAAAGAAGAGGACUAACUAGUAUUGGGGAACCGGCUUGUAACUUUAGAUACCCACUGAAGAUGCUCACGAAUGAAUGAACGAAUGAAAAAGAUGAAAUGCUUUGUUAUCGUAGAUCUAUAUAUAUACAAUAUAAUGCCAUA
Messenger RNA from Paecilomyces variotii, 1468 nucleotides. Its product is annotated as putative decapping enzyme Dcp1. Gene Ontology annotation, cellular component: P-body. NCBI's taxonomy places the organism in Eukaryota, Fungi, Ascomycota, Eurotiomycetes, Eurotiales, Thermoascaceae. The transcript has a single exon. Gene Ontology annotation, molecular function: mRNA binding; enzyme activator activity. The record is from RefSeq and is a predicted model, not a curated record. Gene Ontology annotation, biological process: deadenylation-dependent decapping of nuclear-transcribed mRNA; positive regulation of catalytic activity; deadenylation-independent decapping of nuclear-transcribed mRNA. The coding region runs from base 326 to 1258 and encodes 310 amino acids.